Bufo gargarizans (Asiatic toad) is the source of this 3820-nucleotide messenger RNA. RefSeq names its product myosin XIX (gene MYO19). Gene Ontology annotation, biological process: vesicle transport along actin filament; actin filament organization. Lineage: Eukaryota; Metazoa; Chordata; Amphibia; Anura; Bufonidae. The transcript has 26 exons. Gene Ontology annotation, cellular component: actin cytoskeleton; vesicle; cytoplasm. The record is from RefSeq and is a predicted model, not a curated record. The coding region runs from base 1 to 3093 and encodes 1030 amino acids. Gene Ontology annotation, molecular function: microfilament motor activity; ATP binding; actin filament binding.
AUGGAUUCUGGUAUUAACACUGAAGCGUAUGCUUCUUGGUUUUUCACCCUUGUGAUGCUGAACAUGUUUAUAGACCGCAGCAGCGCCUUCAAUGGAUUUAAGAAAAAAAGUUCUGUUGAUCUCAAUAAGUCACUUGGGGGAGAGGUAAAAGCAUUUCUAACUGAGGAAGAAUGUCUUCAUUUGUAUGAUGAUCUAACCAAAGUGAACCCUGUGACGACUGAAACUGUUCUGAAAUGUCUUCAAGCGAGAUAUAUAGCAGGUGUUUUCUACACAAAUGCUGGAUGUACGAUGGUUGCAGUUAAUCCUUUUCAUCCAGUUGAUAAGUUGUAUAGUUUGGAGAUGAUGAAAGAGUGUCAUGCGGCAAUUCAUCUUCAGAACUGUAAACCACACAUCUUUACUGUUGCAGAACAAGCUUAUCGAAAUAUCCAAACACAUAUUAAUCACAUAAACCAGUCUAUAAUUGUUACUGGAGAAAGUGGAGCAGGAAAGACAUGGACAACUCGAUGCCUAAUGAAGUUUUAUACUGCAGUCUCUUCUGCUAGUGUGUUGCAAGAAUCCAACAAGACGGUGGAAAGAAUAGAGAGUAAAGUUCUUGAUUCCAAUCCUGUUUUGGAAGCAUUCGGUAAUGCAUGCACCCUUAGGAACAAUAAUAGCAGCAGAUUUGGAAAAUAUAUCCAGCUUCAGUUAAACAGCCUACAACAAGUUACUGGGGCCAAUAUCCAGACUUACCUUUUAGAGAGUAUGCGUAUAGCUCAUCAAAAUUCUUCAGAAAGGAACUUUCAUAUCUUUUACCAGAUUGUGAAAGGUGCAUCUCAGGAUGAAAGAAAACAAUGGAGUCUUCCAGAGAAUGCAACGUUUUCUUGGCUUCCAAAUUCUGAGAAAAACUUUGAGGAGGAUUGCUUUGAAUCCACCAAAACUGCAAUGCUGCAUUUGGGAAUUGAACCUUCCACACAGAAUAAAAUAUUUAAGAUCUUAUCUGGACUUUUGCAUAUGGGAAACAUACAAUUUUCUGAAUCAUUGGAUGAAAAUCAAGCAUGUGAAUUGUCACAUUUUGCAAAAGAUUUCAUAAAUUCAGCUUCAAACUUGAUAAAACUUCCUACUGACCUGCUGAUGGAAAGAUUAUGUUACCGAACUAUUACAGCUGGGAAACAAGUAUUUAAAAAGCCAUGCAAGAAAGCAGAGUGUCAAACAAGAAGGGAUUGUCUAGCUAAAACUAUCUAUGCAAGAUUGUUUGACUGGCUGGUCAUGUCGAUAAAUGAAAGCAUAUGCUGUGAAUCUGGAGAAUGGAGCAAUUUUAUUGGUCUGCUUGAUGUGUAUGGAUUUGAAUCUUUUCUACAAAACAGUUUGGAACAGUUGUGCAUUAACUAUGCUAAUGAGAAACUUCAACAGCAUUUUGUGUCUCACUACAUGAAAGCUCAGCAGGAGGAAUAUUCGGCAGAAGGGCUUGAAUGGUCUUUUAUUAGUUACCAAGACAAUAGGCGCUGUGUGGAGCUUAUCGAAGGAAGUCCAGUUAGUGUUUUUUCUUUGCUAAAUGAGGAAUGUCGUUUAAAUAGAUCUUCAGAUUCCAUCCAGCUCCAGUCUCGGUUUGAAGUAAAUCUUUCCCACAAUGUGUGCUUCAGCCGAGACACCUUCAGUAAAAAGCCCAACUUUGUUAUAUCGCACUACGCUGGAAAAGUGAUAUAUCAGAUUGAAGAAAUGGUAGAAAAAAAUAAGGACCCUGUUCCCCCAGAACUUAUUCUUCUCUUGCAAGAGACCAAGGACUGCCUACUUCAAAAGCUGUUUCCACAAGAGCUCAAUAACCAUGUUGAUGUUGGUGCACACAGCAGAUUACCAGCUGUGACAGUGGUUUCCAAAUUUCAGGGUUCUUUAGAGAGUUUGAUGACUAUUUUGAAUGAAACUACACCACACUACAUACGAUGUGUUAAGCCAAAUAUGGAUUGCAAGGCAUUAUUGUUCAGAACCAAAGAGGUAUUCCGUCAGCUAGAAGCAUGUGGCAUUGUGGAAACCAUUCAUAUAAGUGCAGCAGGCUUCCCAAUCAGGAUUUCCUUCCAAAGUUUUGUGAAGCGCUAUGAGUUGAUUACACCCUAUAUUUAUGGUAUAAAAAGACUGAGAAAAGACUUGGCACAUGUAAGACAAGGUCCUUCUCCAGUGGAGAUGAAUGAAUUAAAGCUUGUAUCACAAAAUAUUCUACAGAUUGUUUUGUCUAAACUUACAUCAAGUAAUACACUGGCACACUGCGGUACCACAAAAAUAUUUCUUUCACACUUUAUGGUAGAUGUACUUGAAAAACAAAGGGCAUUGGCACUUUCUCAAAGAGCUUUAAAUAUUCAAUGUUGUUGGAGGCGAUACAGACGGAGAAAACUGGCUAACCAAAGGAAGGCAGCCAUAACUAUCCAAGCAGUGGUCAGAAGCUGGCUUACAAGGAAACAUAUUGAAAAGAUGCAUAAGGCAGCUUCUGUCAUCAAGAGGACAUGGAUAAGGUGGAAGCAACAAAUGGAAGUGAUAUGUUCACAAGAUCUGGAUGACUUUACAGAUUCUAUAGAAAGAAAAACAUUGUCUGUGGAGGAAAAAGCUUUUGGCACUUCAAAUAUAAAUUAUACACAAAGCAAACCAAUGCAAUAUUGUUCGGUUGAACGAUUCUGGCUUUUUAAUUUUGCAUUGUCUACAGCGCCAGUUGUAAGCAACAUAGGAAUGGCUGAUAGAUUUAAUAGACAUGAUCUGUUAUUGACAUGUCUCCAUAUACUAAACAGAAGGAAUAGAUACAACAUUAAUGCAAAUCAGUCACACCAUGGCAUCACAUCAAUACGGGCACUGCCUCAGGGAUCUGUAAAAUUUCACUACAAGAGGUCUCCACUACAGUUUGCCAACAUAUGCCCAGAUGGACUGAAUGAAACAAACGAAAACCCACUGGGCGAGUUGCCGGGACCAGUUCCGGCGGGAGCUGACCAGCAAAGGCCGCAGUGGGGAGGGAUCAUCAAGCAAACGUGCCUGUAUAUAUACGGCCCAAUUACAGUUUCUGCGGCCAGUAAUGGAAUUGAGGCCUACUGUGGACAGUCUGGAUCCCUCACAAGAUUCAGACACGUCGGCCAGUGAACCCCCUGCAGGAUUUUCUCCCCAGGCAACUCCUUCGCCAACGCCGGCUGAGGACCCGGAGGACUCCACGCUGGCCGAGGCCCCCCUACCACCUUGCAGUCCACCACGGAUUGUCCAGCCCCAGCCCAGACGGCGCCGCCAACUCCCUCCCUCUACCUCUGGGCCAGAGAGUCGGGAGGCUAUUGAUGCCCGCCUCAUAGAAUUUCUGGCCCAGAGGAGGAGUGAAGGAGUGGAGGAGAAAACAUUACAGGGCUUAGGACAGCUAUUGAGGCAUGUCACUCCUUUAGAGCAUCAUUAAUGCCUCGCGUCCUUAGCGGUCGUAAUAAAAAUGUUUAGUCUACCUAACCAUGGGGACAUUCUGGGCAAGCUAAAUGCCAUGAAAGUGGACAUUGAGAAUGCCGGACAGCAGCAAAGUGCCGGACCAUUUGAAGUUGCGCCACAAACAUCACAAGGUCCAGCAUACCACCAACAACCCCACUAUGGACUCCCCCAGGGCCCAAUGCAUCAAGUGGGUCAGCCCCUUUACCCGGGCAGUUUCACAUCUGGGGGACCUCAACAGGCCAAUGUCAGGCCACGGUCCACGUUUACUCCUGGAUCAUUUACUCAGGACCUUCUGAAUUUAUAAGCAUGUUUAAUCUUUUUGUUACAAGCACUUUAUAUGUUUUUUCUUAAAAUGUUGGGCCCAUUGGCUUCCAGUUUAUUAUGUUUAGCUCAAUCUUCUACAUAA